AUGACACCAAACGAGUUUUACGACACCUACGAGUUUUAUGUUAUGACACCCACGAGUUUUACGGACACCACGAGUUUUAUGACACCCACGAGUUUUAUGACACCCACGAGUUUUGCCGACACCCACGAGUUUUACGACACCCACGAGUUUUACGACACCCACGAGUUUUAUGACACCCACGAGUUUUAUGACACCCACGAGUUUUAUGACACCAAUGAUUCUUAUGACACCCACGAGUCUUAUGACACCCACGAGUUUUACGACACCCACGAGUUUUACGACACCCACGAGUUUUAUGACACCCACGAGUUUUAUGACACCCACGAGUUUUAUGACACCGACGAUUCUUAUGACACCCACGAGUCUUAUGACACCCACGAGUCUUAUGACACCCACGAGUCUUAUGACACCCUCGAGCCUAUGACACUUCACGUCAUUAGUACCUUGCGCCAUCAGUACCUUACAUCAUCAUCAGUACCUCGCAUCAUCAGUACCUCGCAUCAUCAGUACCUCGCAUCAUCAGUACCUCAUCAUCAUCAGUACCUCACAUCAUCAGUACCUCGCAUCAUCAGUACCUCGCAUCAUCAGUACCGCAACAUCAGUACCUCAAAUCAUCAGUGCCUACAUCAUCAUCAGUACUCGCAUCUCCAGUACCUCGAUUCCAGUACCUCGCGAUCAUCAGUACCCACAUCAUCAUCAGUACUCACAUCAUCAUCAGUACUACAUCAUCAUCAGUACUCGCAUCAUCAGUACCUCGCAUCAUCAGUACCGCAACAUCAGUACCUCAAAUCAUCAGUACCUCACAUCAUCAUCAGUACCUCGCAUCUCCAGUACCCGCAUCUCCAGUACCUCGCAUCAUCAGUACCUCACAUCAUCAUCAGUACCUCGCAUCAUCAGUACCUCGCACUCCAGUACUCGCAUCUCCAGUACCUCGCAUCAUCAGUACUCGCAUCAUCAGUACCUCACAUCAUCAUCAGUACCUCACAUCAUCAGUACCUCACAUCAUCAGUACUGCAUCUCCAGUACUGCAUCUCCAGUACCCGCAUCUCCAGUACCUCGCAUCAUCAGUACCUCGCAUAA
This is a messenger RNA of Homarus americanus (American lobster), 1080 nucleotides long. RefSeq lists its product as uncharacterized. The coding region runs from base 1 to 1080 and encodes 359 amino acids. NCBI's taxonomy places the organism in Eukaryota, Metazoa, Arthropoda, Malacostraca, Decapoda, Nephropidae. The record is from RefSeq and is a predicted model, not a curated record. The transcript has a single exon.